This is a messenger RNA of Paramacrobiotus metropolitanus, 2515 nucleotides long. Its product is annotated as cell surface glycoprotein 1-like. Bases 197 to 2275 code for a protein of 692 amino acids. The record is from RefSeq and is a predicted model, not a curated record. The transcript has 12 exons. NCBI's taxonomy places the organism in Eukaryota, Metazoa, Tardigrada, Eutardigrada, Parachela, Macrobiotidae.
AAUUCUAAACGGCCGGGUUGGUCCCACAAGAGUCAUUGCAACCGCUUUUAUUUCAAGUAGUUUGUGGCGAAACCUGAAUGAGAUUGUUCUAAAAUAUAUACUCUCAAAUUUCUGCGACAGGGAAGAAAAGCCACAUUUGAAUUAUAUAGCCUUGUGCAUAUCCUUACGGUUUCCCGGAACAUCGCUUAACGCAGUCAUGGAUCCGGAGAUUCGCUACGGGCGGGCGUAUGUGCCCCGUUCAACGUAUUCGUACAUAACAACGACAAAUCUUGACCGGAAGUCAAAAAAUCGAGGUUACUCACAACCUCCGACGGACCGCGACUGGAAUCCAACCACGACAUACUGGAUGCCGAAGCGAGACUGGUAUUAUGGCGCAUACGAAGAUUUGUACGCUCCAUCAAGCAGUUUAAAGUCAAGGCUGGCGUCGAAAGAUACCAACAUCAGCCGGAAACGUUUGGUGGACGAUAUCCACUAUGAAUUGAACCGUUUUCGUCCGCCGCAUCUUGCCUCAGACGGCCAGUUUCCCAGCAGAAAAAUGCGGGAUGCUAAAGCCGAUACGUGGCAGGAUAGGCUGGACAUGUACUAUCCGGCAACUAACGGAAGACCCUAUGUGUCUGAUUACGUUAAGGAUAAUUUUUCCAACGCGCGACUGAGUCGCCGAUCGCGCUGGAACAAUGAAGCGCUGAACGAUCUGCACUACGAUUAUGACGUACUGCACCGGGGACGCUUGAACGAUCAUCCGGGCCUUCCGCGCCGAUCGCCCUACGGACCGAUCAGUGUGCAGCCCAGUUUGUAUGAGGAAGUAAAGGACUAUCUGUUUCCUUCGCAUCGUCCGCGGCCGCGGAAGCCCAUUAAAGGGCUAUCCUAUUUGGAUUCGCAUGAAGACUGGGUCAAGACGUCACCGUUCGAUUUCCAGGUGCCGGACAGAUAUUUUGGUGCUCCGUCACCGUCGACACGCAGCUAUAGCACUGGUCGUCCAAGCUCGUAUGGCUACUCGUCACCGAGCCCAGGCUAUCGAGGACGGUCGUUCAGUCCGACAAAGAAAUACAGUUACAAGACACGCGAGCCAGCAUCGGUCGACCGAACACCAACACCAGCGUACUCGGCUCCGGAACGUAAACCGUACCGCUCCGAACCGGAAGAACCAGCCAAACCCAGAACCCCGAGGGUUACAUCGUUCGCAGAAGAACCGGUUUCCGAAAGGCCGAGAGCACGUGAAUCACGGCCGACCCGAGAACCUUCUCCACCGGCACGAGAAUCACGACGUAAACCGGUGGAAGAAGAGCCAGAAGAACGACCAAGCCGACCGGAACGUGCUGCACCCCGACCAGAACCAGAAGAACCGAGCCUGGAGAAACGUCGAAUUCCUCCGCUCGAGCCACAAAAAUCGGUGGAGGGACAGAAAACUCCCAAACGCCCAUCUUUGGCCGAAGAGCCGCCAGCCACUCCCAGAUCGCCCCGCCGAUUCGCCGAUGAAGAGCCCAAAUCACCCGUGGUCAAGUCGCCUCGACGGUCAGUGACCGAUGAACCACCAGCUCCAUCGCCUCGCGCGUCCGUCAGUGAGCAGCCCUCAAAACCGUCAACUCCACGGCGGUCGCUGGCGGAAGAACCGACACCUCGCGCCUCCGUCACGUCGGCAAAAUCCCCCAAACCAUCUGUCGCCGAAGAACCAGAAGAAGAACGGGAACCCUCCCCGGCGCCCGAAGAAGAACCUGAACAAGUCUUUGAGGAACCCGAACCCGAGCCGGAACCGGAACCAGAACCGGUAGAGGAAGAACCGGUGGAAGAAGCGGAGCCUGAACCCGAACCGGAACCGGAGCCAGAAGCUGAACCCGAACCUGAACCGGAACCCGAGGAAGAGGCCCCGGCGGAAGAGGAACCAGUUGAAGAACGCGAGGCAUCGCCUGUGCAGGAAGAAGAGGUAGAGCCGGUGGAAGAAGAAGAGCAGCCCGCGGAAGCUGCCGAACCGGAGCAAACAGAGGAAGAAUUCGAAUGGCAGACUGAGGAAGAAGUCGGCGGCCGAAAGGUCACUACGACCACCACGACUAAAACAACCACAGAGACGACGUAUGAAGAGGAAGUAGUGGAGGAAUAUGAAGAAGAGGUUACAGAAGAGCGCGAGUUUAUCGAAGAAAACGGAACUGGUGACGCCCUCGAAUACGAAGAAGAGGAGGAAGAGAACAUCCCACCUGUGACAAAAAAGAAGCGAUGGAGUGAUGAAGAUAUCGGUGAUGUCAAUGGAUCCGAAGAAGCCGUAGAAGAAGAGGAAGAGUAGCUUACUUAUAACCCGAGAGAGUGCUCAUAAUUAUUAUGUCCGUGAACUUGCCAGUUAUUAUGCAUAAUUAUACCAAUACGUAACUAAUAACCGUAAUUUGCUAAAUAUUUUAGCCCUUCAGAAGCUCUACUUAACGUUUUUCGUUAAUGCGCUAUCCGAUCAUUAUAUAAUUCGAAUUGGAGCAUCAUGUUCAUGUGAGGAUACAGGUGUCCGCUGUUUUGUCUUAAACUGCAAUUUGUC